Messenger RNA from Limulus polyphemus (Atlantic horseshoe crab), 789 nucleotides. Its product is annotated as gastrula zinc finger protein XlCGF7.1-like. The record is from RefSeq and is a predicted model, not a curated record. Lineage: Eukaryota; Metazoa; Arthropoda; Merostomata; Xiphosura; Limulidae. Gene Ontology annotation, biological process: regulation of immune system process; regulation of cytokine production; negative regulation of transcription by RNA polymerase II. The transcript has a single exon. The annotation marks the transcript as partial.
AUGUAUGAAAAAAUCUUCAGUGGAGAUCACCUGAAAGAACAUCAAGGUAUAAGUACUGGUGACAAAAGUAUAAGUGAAAGUAUCCCAAGAAGACACAAGAAGAUACACACUGUUGAGAAACCUUAUAGAUGUACAGCAUGUGGUAGAGGAUUUGCACGUAAAGGUAACUUAAAAAGUCAUGAGAAGCCGUACAGUUGUGCAGAUUGUGGAAAAGGAUUUUUGAGUAAAAAUGGUCUAAACAUUCACGAGAAGGUACACACUUGGGAAAAACCAUACAGUUGUGCAGUUUGUGGCAAUGGAUUUUUGAGUAAAAAAGGUCUAAAAAUUCCUGAGAAGAUACAUACUGGUGAUAAACCAUACAGUUGUGUUGAGUGUGGAAAACAACUUCGAACUAAAAGUACACUUGAAAUACAUAAGAAGAUGCACAUUGGGGAGAAACCAUAUAGUUGUUUAGUGUGUGGUAAACAAUUUGUAAGUAAAAGUAACUUAAAUGCUCAUGAGAAGAUACAUACUGGCAAGAAGCCGUACAGUUGUGCACUAUGUGGUAAACAGUUUAUAAGUAAAAGUUAUGUAAAGCAACAUGAGCAGGUACAUACUGGUGAGAAAUCUUACAGUUGUGCACUAUGUGGUAAAGAAUUUGUAAGUAAACGUAAUUUAAAGGCUCAUGAGCAGAUACACACUGGGGAGAAACCAUACAGUUGUGUUGUAUGUGGAGUACAACUACGAACAAAAAGUAAACUUGACCUGCAUGAGAAGAUCCACACUGGGGUGAAACCAUAUAGGUGUUUA